GGGAGAAAAAAAAAAAAGAAGCAAAUCAUGUUCCUAAAGCUUUGGUACUUCCAUUUUUUCCUUCUCAUCAACAUUCUAUUCAAUUCCACUUCUUCUGCCAUCUUCUCCAACCAAUACCAAACACAGGAAGCUGAAGCUCUCCUGAAAUGGAAAAACAGCCUCAGCCUGGAUACCGGUCCGUCGAGUUACGGAGCCCUCUCUUCGUGGGCCCUCUCCGCUGAUAAUGGCACCACCCCAUGUUCUUGGGAAGGGAUCGGGUGCAACUACUCGGGACGGGUCGCAUCCAUUAACCUCACCAAUAUCGGCCUUAGAGGUACACUGCACGAAUUCAACUUCUCUUCCUUGCCCGCCAUGUCCUCUCUUGAUCUUCACGACAACGAACUCUCCGGUGAAAUCCCUCCUCGGAUUUUCACCAGCCUACCCAACCUCACCCUCCUCAACUUGGGUUUCAAUCAGUUCAGCGGAUACAUUCCUCAGGCAGUGGGGAAAUUGAGUAAACUCAAUGUGUUGAGCCUAUCCAACAAUCUCCUCGUUGGUUCCAUUCCUCCUAGUGUUGGAAACUUGACCAACCUCUCUCUCCUUCACCUAGCCAGUAAUCAUUUUUCGGGGUCCAUCCCGCCGGAAAUUGGAAAUCUUAAGUCCCUCGUCGAGCUGCGGUUGAACCUGAACAAUCUCACGGGCUGGAUACCUGCUUCCAUAGGCAACUUGACUGGCCUAAAGGUCUUGUCUCUCUAUGGUAACCAGCUUUCCGGUCCAUUGCCUCGAGAGAUUAAUAACCUCACGAACUUGACCUUGUUCUUCCUGUCCAACAACACCAUUUCCGGUUUCCUUCCCAAAAAUAUUUGCCAGGGAGGUAUCCUUGAAGAUUUUUGUGCCAGCAAUAAUCGCUUCACGGGCACUGUUCCGAAGGGACUGAAGAAUUGCACCAGCCUAACACGGCUCCGACUGGAUAGGAACAACCUUGUGGGGAACAUAUCCGAGGAUUUUGGGAUAUAUCCUAACCUCGACUAUGUUGACCUGAGCUACAACAAUUUCCGGGGCGAGAUUUCCCCGGACUGGGGAAAGUGCAGGGUCCUCACGAGCUUGAAGAUCUCGAAUAAUUACAUUACCGGUGAAAUACCCGAAGAGAUUGCGCAAUCAUCUCUUCUGCAUUUUCUCGACCUUUCCUCGAACCUCCUCGAGGGUAGGAUUAAGAGUGAGUUGGGAAACCUGAGGUCACUGUUCAACUUGACUCUAAGUCACAACAAUCUUUCGGGCGAAAUCCCGCAGGCAAUAGGCACCUUGCCGGACUUGGCCUACCUUGACUUGGCAGGAAACAGCCUCACCGGCCCAAUACCCAGGACGCUCGGGGAUUGCUUGAAGAUGCUGUACUUGAACCUGAGCCGAAACAAUCUUGACGGAAGUAUUCCUGAAGAGUUUGGCAAGUUGCUGUCCCUACAAAUGGGAUUGGAUCUCAGCAAGAACUCACUGUCAGGGGAAAUUCCAAGUCAAAUUGGGAACCUCAUUAAAUUGGAAGUCUUGAACAUUUCCUAUAAUCAUUUGGUCGGUCCAAUCCCUUCCACAUUUGAUAAUUUGGACAGCCUUAGAUCGGUUGAUGUGUCCCACAACAGCUUGGAGGGUCCUUUACCGAACAACAAAGCCUUCCAGGAAAUGCCAAUCCAAUCCUUUGAAGGCAACAAGGGCCUUUGCACAAAUGACCAUACUCCUGCCGGCUUAACGAUUUGCCCGGUUGCAAUAAAAAAUGGUGAAGACAGCAAACGGGGUCGCAUACUUCUGGUCAUGGUCCCCAUCGCCGGGGCUUCGGUCAUUCUGGCCAUACUGGUAGGGGUUCUGUAUGCAUGUUGCCAUGAAAAGGCUAUAACUGGGGCCAGGAGGGCGUCAGGCGAUUCGAGUCAAAAUGGGAAUAACCUCUUUGACAUCUGGAGCUACGAUGGGAAGCUGGUCUAUGGGGACAUCAAUGAAGCGACGGAAGGGUUCGACUCCAAGUACUGCAUCGGAACUGGAGGUAGUGGCAGCGUGUACAAGGCAGAGCUGUCGACAGGCCAAGUAGUGGCGGUCAAGAGGCUCCACAGUUUCUACCAAUGCAGGGACAGAAGGACGUUCGAGAGUGAGAUCCAAGUCCUGAACAAGACACUGCACCGGAAUAUCGUGAAGCUCCUUGGCUUCUGCGCACGAGAGGAAAAGUCGAUCCUAGUCUACGAGUAUCUGUCCAGGGGGAGCCUAGGGAAUAUCCUGAGGAACAAGGCGGAGGCAAUGGAGCUUGACUGGGACAAGAGGGUUAAUGUGAUCAAAGGAGUUGCUAAUGCCAUCCAUUACAUGCAUUAUGAUUGCUCGCCUCCUGUGAUUCACAGAGACAUCUCGUCGAGCAACGUCUUGCUGGACAGUGACUUCGAGGCUCAUGUCUCUGAUUUCGGGACCGCUCGGCUCUUGAAGUUUGAUUCGUGGACUUGGACUGGUGUUGCUGGGACUUAUGGCUACAUUGCUCCAGAACUUGCCUACACAAUGAAGGUCACGGAAAAGUGCGACGUAUACAGCUUCGGAGUGGUGGCACUAGAAACGCUAAUGGGCCGACAUCCCGCAGAAAUGAUGUGCUCUAUCGCGUCUUCAUCGCCAGGGCCCCAAUCAUCCCCUUCUUCAUCAUCAGCCAUGCUGUCUUUGUUGCAAGAGUACACCGAGCAUAUGCCAUUAGAAGACAUGCUAGACGAGCGCCUCCCAGCUCCUCGUCCAGAAACGAUCGAAGAAAUAGCAACAAUAGUGAGACUGGCUUUCGCGUGCUUGAAUUCAAAUCCACAGCUCAGACCAACCAUGCAGCAAGUUUCACGGGAGUUGUCAACUCAUAAGAUCUCUCGCUCAAAGUCACUAGAAAGAACCGAACAGCUAGAAGAGGAUGAUUUCAGCCGUUAACUUGCAAUCAUUCAGCACUAGUUGAUAGUUGAAUCCGAUGAAAUCCCGAAAGACGCCGAGCUUCAAAAGGAUCAUCUUUUGCUUUCAACUUUGCCUGAUACUGAGUUAUGAAUAAAAUGAACAAGUCCCCA
Messenger RNA from Punica granatum (pomegranate), 3035 nucleotides. The record is from RefSeq and is a predicted model, not a curated record. Lineage: Eukaryota; Viridiplantae; Streptophyta; Magnoliopsida; Myrtales; Lythraceae.